This is a messenger RNA of Gossypium arboreum, 1425 nucleotides long. RefSeq names its product zinc-finger homeodomain protein 2-like. Bases 362 to 1135 code for a protein of 257 amino acids. The transcript is spliced from 2 exons. Gene Ontology annotation, molecular function: transcription cis-regulatory region binding; DNA-binding transcription factor activity. NCBI's taxonomy places the organism in Eukaryota, Viridiplantae, Streptophyta, Magnoliopsida, Malvales, Malvaceae. The record is from RefSeq and is a predicted model, not a curated record. Gene Ontology annotation, biological process: regulation of developmental process; regulation of DNA-templated transcription. Gene Ontology annotation, cellular component: nucleus.
AGAAAUAGAAAAGGGAAGGAGACAAGGGUUUCAGGCCAUCACCAAUAACUAAACAUCAAUCCAAAGAAAAGAACAAAACAAAAGAAAAGAGAUGAAUUUUGAAAUUCACUGUCAAUAAAACCUAAUAAUUAGAGUGUAAAGAAAAAGAGGAAAUUUGUGUUUGUUUGCUUACUUUGCUUCAACAAAAUGGAAAGCACAUGAAAGGCUUUCGAGUAAGACACCCUUUUGCAGGUUAGCCUUAGCCCUCCUCGCCUUUGUGGGUUUCCUUCUGCAUCAACAAAAACAAGGCCGGGGGGGGGGGGGGAAGUAAAAAGAAAGUGGCCACUGGGCAGUGAAAUAUAUUUUUUUUAUAGAAGAAGAAAUGGAUUUUGAGGAACAUGAUUGCCAAGACGAAGAAAUGGGUAUGGCUGUUCCAGCAGGAUACGACUCACUCUGCAACUCGUCAGCUCCACGGUCUAAAUUAGGACCCGCAGCAAGUGGCGGUGAAGGUGCGGCGGCUUCUGCACCACCGAGAAAAGUGGGGUCAGGUAUAAGGUACCGGGAGUGUCAAAAAAACCAUGCCGUGAGUAUCGGAGGCCACGCGUUGGAUGGCUGUGGGGAGUUCAUGGCGGCAGGUGAUGAAGGGACACUUGACGCCUUGAAAUGCGCUGCUUGUAACUGCCACAGGAACUUUCACCGUAAAGAAACUGACGGUGAAGGUAGUAGUAUCUACAACCCUCACCAUCAUCAUCACCACUACCAGCAGCAGCAACACCCCCAAUUCUCGCCCUACUAUAGGGCGCCGCCACCGGCCGGGUUCCUCCACCUGACGCCACAGCAGAGGCCUUUGGCCUUGCCAGCAGCGUCGGGAGGUGGGAUUGCCGGCGGUUACAGCAGAGAAGACGAAGAUGUUUCGAAUCCUAGUAGCAGUGGAGGUGGAGGUGGCGGCAGUGGGGGAUUAAAGAAGAGGUUUAGAACCAAAUUUACGCCGGAACAAAAAGAUAAGAUGCUGGGUUUCGCUGAAAGGCUGGGCUGGAGGAUCCAGAAGCAUGACGAAGCUGCUGUGGAGCAAUUUUGUGAAGAAACCGGGGUCAAGAGGCAAGUUCUUAAGGUCUGGAUGCAUAACAACAAGUACACUCUUGGUAAGAAACCCUAAUUUCCCAUCAAAACCAAAACAACAGUGCUUCAACAUUGUUACUUGGGAAGAAACAAAACAUCCAAGAGAAGCAUAUGAUAAUCGGGAAUCGAAGAAAAAAAACAGCAUGUGAUUUCAGUAGGAAUUGUAUUGAACUAGGGUUCUCACUUCUUUUUUUCUUUUUUCAUUUUUGUUUUUUUUUUCAAUAUUCUGAUUUUGAUUUAGUUUAUGGUAUUAUUAUCAAUGCCGAUCAGUGUAGGAUGAUGAUGAUGAAAUGAUCUGAAAGUUUCUGAUGAGUACAUUGUUGCUAA